Messenger RNA from Anopheles bellator, 2649 nucleotides. RefSeq names its product synaptic vesicle glycoprotein 2C-like. Gene Ontology annotation, biological process: transmembrane transport. Bases 487 to 2241 code for a protein of 584 amino acids. Lineage: Eukaryota; Metazoa; Arthropoda; Insecta; Diptera; Culicidae. The record is from RefSeq and is a predicted model, not a curated record. Gene Ontology annotation, molecular function: transmembrane transporter activity. Gene Ontology annotation, cellular component: membrane. The transcript is spliced from 6 exons.
GUAUCGUAUUUAACGCGCGAACUGCUUUCGAACGCCUCAGAGUUGCUCCCGUAACGAUCGAUUAACGAUCUACCAGCGCGUUGUCCGGUCGACCGAAGUAUUAAAGAAUUGUAUUGUGAUUCGAAUCACAGUUGAACCGUAAAGCGGCGUGUACAUGUGCGUGGAGGUCGGUUACUGUCAACGGAUGCAGCAUUUGUUUGGGGGCGAUUUCUUGCCGACUCCCGCCCGAUCAUUAUCACAGCCGUGGUGUUAAUGUGGUCAGCGUUGCCGCCCGCUUCGUCAGUACUCCGCGAAUCUGUUACGAACAGCAGUGCAAGGUGCUUCAGGGCGCACACCGGUCGACCGCAUCCAUUUUGACACUUAAGUUUCUUCGACAGCGAAAACUCUACAGCUCAACUCAGAUCCCUUUUACUGUUCUAUUCACUUGGAUACCCCAAUUUCUUGUGCAAAAGACAGUGAAUUAACAACACUUCUCGCCUACAUAGGAUGGUAGAAGGUGACACGGAUCAGAACCUAUCAAAGUAUAUCGAUGUAAAGGACGACAGAGUAGCGAACGGAGACAGCAAGGAUCAUCCGUCGGCGGGAGUCGUAGCGAGCUCCCUGCAGGAGAAAUCUCUGGCCCCCGUGCAGCAACAGGUGAAUGGUGCCACAGAUCGGACCGUCGCCGUCAGCAAGCAGCUCGAAGCCAAGGGCGGUGCCGGUGCCGACCCCGAACGGGCCUACUCGAGCAAGGCGGACUUCGAGCAGGCGAUAGAGCUCACUGGUUAUGGCAGAUUCCACUACAUCCUGUUAGCAAUAUGCGGUUUGGUGAGCACCAGCGAGGAGAUGGACGUCAUCUCGAUGUCGUUCAUUCUGCCCUCAGCACAAUGCGAUCUCGAUCUCAACACCCAAAGCAAGGGCUGGCUGAACUCGAUCAUAUUCAUCGGUAUGAUGCUUGGCGCGUAUGUCUGGGGAAGCGUUGCCGAUUCGCUGGGUAGAAAGAAGGUCCUGAUCGUCAUUUCGAUCAUGAACGCCCUGUGUAUCGUGGCAUCAUCCUUCUCCCAAACCUACGAGGUGUUUAUGGUUUUCCGCUUCCUGAAUGGUGUCGCCUUAGGAGGUAGUGGCCCUGUCAUUUGGCCGUACUUUGCCGAGUUCCAGCCCAAGGCGAAGCGCGGCUCGAUGCUCAGCUUCAUGGCUGCGUUCUGGACCAUUGGCAACUUGCUCGUGGCGGGCCUUGCCUGGUUGAUCAUUCCCACCGGAAUCGGCAUUCACACUCCAGCCUUCACGUACAACUCGUGGCGUAUCUUUCUGCUCGUCUGUUCCAUUCCGUCGUUCAUCGUGGCCGCACUGCUGCUGUAUCUGCCCGAGUCACCAAAGUUUCUGCUGUCGCAAGGCAAAUUCGAGGAAGCGCUCGCCAUCUUCCGCGGCAUUUACGUGACAAAUACGGGCAAAUCGAAGGACCUCUACCCGGUGAAGGAGCUCCUGAUCGAUGACAGUCUGCGCGAAGAGCUGGAAGCGGCGACCAAGCCGAUCAAGAACAAGUACAAGCGUAUGUUGUACGACAUUCUGGACAACAGCAAGCAGGUGUUUAUGUCGCCGAUCCUCAAGUUCACCUCCAUCUCGAUUACGAUCAACUUGACCUUCCACAUCGGUUACUACGGGCUCAUGAUGUGGUUUCCGGAGCUGUUCAAUCGCUUCGACGAGUUCACGCGCGCACACCCGGGGGUCGAGGAUGCGACGGUCUGCCAGGUGACGGAUUACGUCGUUGGCAUGGGCUCGCACUCUCAGUCGGGGGUCUGUUCAUCCACCAUACCGAGCACCGUGUUUUUGGAGUCCUUGAUCACGGUGGCGGCUGCUCUGCCGACGAAUGUGAUUGCCGUGCUGGGCAUGGACCGCUUGGGGCGGAAGUUUUUCCUCGUCUUCAGCACCAUGGCGGCCGGGGCGUGCUCCGCGUCGAUGUACUUUGUGACGAACAAACACCAGAACCUUGCGUUGUCUGCCAUUUUCAGUGGCGUCAUUUCGAUGGGAAACGCGUCGCUCGACUGUUUGAUAACGGAAGUGUUUCCAACGAAUUUACGUGCCACUGGAGUAGCCAUAUCGAUGGUGGCCGCGCGGUUAGGUGGUAUUAUCGGUAACGUAGUGAUCGCGACGCUGCUCGAUAUGUACUGCCCAGCACCAACCUUCAUCGUGGCAGUUUUGCUGGCGGGCGGUGGUCUGAUGUGUUUGUUCCUGCCGAACACGACACGAACAGCACUUUCCUAGGGACAUUCCACGAAGCCCUAGCUUGUUGGGUUUGAUUUAUCGAUAGAACCACUUUAUCUUUCGUUACCAAAACCAAGCUGGAAGUAGACGAGAUUGUACGUAGCAAGUUAGCGUUACUUGAGAUCGCUCGCCAAUGGGUGCUCCAACCACUACCACCUGCUUCCUCAAAGAAUGAUCAGCCAAACGAUACGAUUCCACACCGUUUUUCACUCCUACAGUUUUCAUUGUUUUUAUAUAUUAAAUUCCUUUCCCCUAACAGAAGUAAAAUUAAGCGUACCGGCAGUGCCGACAAGCUGAUGAAAGAAUUUAACGUCGUGGACGAGUGAAAAUGUUUAACUUAAUUUUAAACAACUAGUAAGCUUAUUGGGCGAAGAAGUAUCAACCAAGAACAUUAGAAAAUAAAUGUUG